AGGAGGAAGAAGAAGAGGAGAACAAGUCAAACAGCCGGUGCAACACAGAGGAGUUUGUGCUCAGCACUCCUGGUCUGAACAGACUCAGAAAACCGGAUCCUGGAGCCCAGCAACCCUUCAGCCCUGCUCAACCCAUACCCUCUCCUCUGAGGCCAUGGGCCUAGAGGCUCUGCUGGUCCUGCUGGUGGCCACAGCUUGGCAUGCUGGAGCCACCCCAGUGAUAGAGCCCAGCGGCCCCGAGCUGAUGGUGGAGCCGGGUGUGACGGUGAGCCUGCGCUGCUCGGGCACCAGAAGUGUGCAAUGGGACGGCCGCAUCUCCCACCUCUGGACCCUGUACUCAGAUGGUCCCAGCAGUACCCUGAUCACCACCAACGCCACCUUCAAACACACAGGCACCUAUCACUGCAUGGAGCCGGGAGACCCCCCGGGGGGCAGAGCCACCAUCCACCUCUACGUCAAAGACCCUCGCCGGCCCUGGAGCCUGCUGGCAGAGGAGGUGACUGUGCUGGAGGGUCAGGAUGCAUUGCUGCCCUGCCUGCUCACCGACCCAGCCCUGGCAGGGAGCACCCAGCUGGUGCGGGAAAGAGGCCGGUCUGUCAGGCAUGGCACCAACUACACCUUCUCACCCUGGCACGGCUUCACCAUCCACAAGACCAAGUACUUGGACACCAGUACCUACCAGUGUGGCGUCUGGGUAGGCAACUACAUGAAGACAUCACUGGGCAUCAGCCUCAAAGUGAAGAAAGCCAUCAGACAGUUACCAAAUGUGACAUUGGAGCCAGCAGAGCUGGUGCGCAUCCAAGGAGAAGCUGCCCAGAUCGUGUGUUCAGUCACAGAUAUCACCAUCGAUUUUAAAGUCUCCUUCUUCCAAGGAGACACCAAGCUCCUAAUCAGUCAGCAAAAUGACUACGUUGGUCAGAAUUACCAAAAAGUUCUAACCCUGGACCUCAAACACGUGGACUUCCAGCAUGCUGGCGACUACUCCUGCGUGGCCUCCAAUGUCCUGGGCGUCCGUACCACUUCCAUGACCCUCCGGGUCGUAGAGAGUGCCUAUGUGAACUUGACCUCUGAGCAGAACCUUCUCCAGGAGGUGAUGGUAGGGGAGGCACUGGAGCUCACAGUCAACGUGGAGGCCUACCCAAGACUGCAAGCUUUCAACUGGACCUACAUGGGGCCAUUCUCGGACCACCAUCCCAAUCUCGAGUCUGUCACCACAAACAAGACCCCCUACAGGUACACCUCCACCGUCUUGCUGCCCCGUCUGAAGACCUCUGAGGCUGGCCUCUAUACCUUCCUGGCCCAAAACUUCGGAGCCUGUAGCACCCUCACCUUUGAGAUCACCAUUCAAAGACCCCCGGAGGUCAGGGUCACAUGGACCCUCAUCGAGGGCUCAAAGACACUGCUCUGUGAUGUCUCAGGGUACCCCCAGCCUAAUGUGACUUGGCUGCAGUGUGGGGGCCACACUGAAAGAUGUGACGAAGCCCAAGGGCUGGUACUGGAGAACUCACACCUCGAGGUGCUAAGCAAGGAGCCUUUCCACAAGGUGGCUGUUCGGAGCCUGCUGGUGGUUGAGAGCUUGGAACACAACACAACGUAUGAAUGCAGAGCCCACAACAGUGCGGGGAACGGCUCUGAGAUCAUCAGGUGGCCCCAUAUUGAGGGAGACUACGUGCGUUCCCAGGAGGAACCCCUCUUCACGCCAGUGCUGAUUGCCUGCAUUUCCCUCAUGGUCUUCCUGUUGCUGUUGCUGCUGCUGCUUUUGUACAAGUACAAGCAGAAGCCCAAGUACCAGGUACACUGGAAGAUCAUCGAAAGCUACGAGGGCAACAGCUACACUUUCAUCGACCCCACCCAGCUGCCUUACAACGAGAAGUGGGAGUUCCCCCGAAACAACCUGCAGUUUGGGAAGACCCUUGGAGCUGGUGCCUUUGGGAAGGUGGUGGAGGCCACAGCCUUUGGGCUGGGCAAGGAGGAUGCUGUGCUGAAGGUGGCUGUGAAGAUGCUUAAGUCCACGGCUCAUGCUGAUGAGAAGGAAGCCCUCAUGUCGGAACUGAAGAUCAUGAGUCACCUGGGCCAGCAUGAGAACAUAGUCAAUCUCCUGGGGGCCUGCACCCAUGGAGGUCCUGUCCUGGUCAUCACUGAGUACUGUUGCUAUGGCGACCUGCUCAACUUCCUUCGGAGGAAGGCUGAGGCCAUGCUGUGUCCCAGCCUGAGUCUGGACCAGGCUCCUGAGACCAGCACCACUGAUUACAAGAACAUCCAUCUGGAGAAGAAAUAUAUCCGCAGAGACAGCGGCUUCUCUAGCCAGGGUAUGGACACCUAUGUGGAGAUGAGGCCCGUGUCCACUUCUUCCAGUGACUCCUUUUCUGAGCAAGACCUGGACAAGGAGGAUGGGCGGCCGUUGGAGCUACGAGAUCUGUUGCACUUCUCCAGCCAGGUGGCCCAGGGCAUGGCCUUCCUGGCCUCCAAAAACUGUAUCCACCGGGAUGUGGCGGCCCGAAACGUGCUGCUGACCAGCGGGCAUGUGGCCAAGAUCGGAGACUUCGGACUGGCUAGAGACAUCAUGAAUGACUCCAACUAUAUCGUCAAGGGGAAUGCCCGCCUGCCCGUGAAGUGGAUGGCCCCAGAGAGCAUCUUCGACUGUGUGUACACAGUGCAGAGUGACGUCUGGUCCUAUGGCAUCCUCCUGUGGGAGAUCUUCUCACUGGGGCUCAACCCCUACCCUGGCAUCCUGGUGGACAGCAAGUUCUACAAACUGGUCAAGGAUGGGUACCAGAUGGCACAGCCUGCCUUUGCCCCCAAGAACAUAUAUGGCAUCAUGCAGGCCUGCUGGGCCCUGGAGCCCACCUGUAGACCCACCUUCCAGCAGAUCUGUUCCCUCCUGCAGACGCAGACCCGAGCGGACAGGAAAGAGGAGGACUACACCAACUUGAUCAGCAGCAGUGAGCCUGAGGAAGAAAGCUCCAGCGAGCAGCUGGCCUGCUGUGAGCAGGGCGACAUAGCCCAGCCUCUGCUGCAGCCCAACAACUACCAGUUCUGCUGAGGUGACAAUAGCCCUGCUCCCCUUCCAGCACCUCCUCCAUGGAUUGGAGUCUGGGGAGAACAGAUUCUGCCCUAGCUCACCUCACGUGACAGCCUGGCCCUGCACUGCAAUCUGGGAACAUUGGAUCUGCAGCGAGUCAGGGAGGACCCUUGCUCCCAAGCCUGGGCCUUCACUGCCAGUCAGGGGCAGGGGCUGAGCCCCUCACGCCCUUUGUUCUCAACACUGUGGCCUCAUGUCUACUGUGCCAAGUGGGGGGACUCCUGGCUCCUCCUGAUCACCCUGCUGCUCCUCCUCUGCUCUAGUCUCCUGACAUCUCCAUGGAAAUGGACUAGUUUUCGUGCCUAUGAAGUCCUGGGAGCUGCUUAAGUGUUAGAAAAUGGGGUUCUCACAGGGCUCUGGCAGAAUGCCUUGACAAGCCCCCCCCCCCCAAAGUGGAGCAGAGUGGACAGGUGCUCACAGGCUUCACAAAGCCCUGGGAGUAAGGGGCUCCUUCCCAAGAGCCCAACAGCACCUCCCAGCCUCUGCCCCCCGUCUUCCCAGCCCCAUCCACCCCGGAACUGGCUCAGCUGUAACGAGCCAGGUGGCAGCUAAAGGUUUGGGGUGCUCUGCCCUGCCCCCCCCUCCCAGCUACAUGGCAGGAAGUCCGUGUGGCUGGCCACACAAACACACAGCGUGCAUGCCCCAAGCUGACUCAUCAGCACUAACAGUCACGCGGUGGGAUGUCUGUCAGCAUUAAACUAACAGCAUUAACACAA
This is a messenger RNA of Erinaceus europaeus (western European hedgehog), 3798 nucleotides long. RefSeq names its product colony stimulating factor 1 receptor (gene CSF1R). The record is from RefSeq and is a predicted model, not a curated record. The transcript is spliced from 21 exons. Gene Ontology annotation, cellular component: signaling receptor complex; CSF1-CSF1R complex. NCBI's taxonomy places the organism in Eukaryota, Metazoa, Chordata, Mammalia, Eulipotyphla, Erinaceidae. Gene Ontology annotation, molecular function: macrophage colony-stimulating factor receptor activity; ATP binding; cytokine binding. The coding region runs from base 155 to 3043 and encodes 962 amino acids. Gene Ontology annotation, biological process: osteoclast differentiation; cytokine-mediated signaling pathway; multicellular organism development.